GGUGCGCACAAAGAAUACGAGCACUGGGUUCAUCAGCGCGUCAUUUCACAGCGCGUUAAGUAGAUCAGCAUCCAUUACACCAUCUAUUCACUACCUACAGACCUACUGGUUAUUUUAUUUCAUUGUUUUAAAUAUUCCCCAAAGAGCGGCGAGCGAGGCUUCGACUGUCCGCUCAACCAGAGGCGUUUCAUGCGCCUUUUCGCUCUGAAAGAGGACUUCACUGCUUGGAGCUGCACUUCUCGUUUCUUCUCAGAGCGUUUUGGGAGCAUUUAAUGUUCUGCGACUGAUAGAGCAGAAAGACAAUGAAGAGGUUAACCACACCUUUGAAAGCGGACAUCUCUUCAGUAGCCUCUUGACCAACUUUGUUGCGCAUUAAAAUGCGCCCGACAGAAGAGGAGUUGGAUGAUGAACUUUUUGCGCUCUUGUUGACAGACAGUUUCCAGUGAGCUUUUUUGCCGAGUGCACCGCCAGAAAACAAGGACCUCCUAUGUAUUUAAGAAAUAAUCCAACUCGGAGUCGGCUGAGCUCGUCAGUACUUUAAACUUUGCUGGUGAGUCUCCUGGAGGAUUUGCUGCGUUCACCAUGACGGUUCGUCUCUCGCGGAUCCAGCUGGCCCUGUUCUUUAUCUUGCUCUGUCCGGUCAAUAUCAUCGGACUCUGGUGGGCAGUGGGCAGUCCGCUGGUUAUGGACCCCAACAGUAUUUGCAGGAAGGCAAAGCGUCUGGCGGGGAAGCAGGCCGAGCUGUGCCAGACUCAGCCAGAAAUCGUCAGUGAGGUGGCCAAAGGAGCCAGGCUGGGCGUCAGGGAGUGCCAGUAUCAGUUCAGGUACCGCCGGUGGAACUGCACCAGCCACAACAAGUAUUUUGGCAAAAUACUGCAGCAAGAUAUCCGGGAAACAGCAUUCGUAUAUGCCAUCACAGCGGCUGGUGUGACCCAUGCUGUGACCCAGGCCUGCAGCAUGGGAGACCUCCUGCAGUGUGGCUGUGAGGCGACCAGGAACAGAGCACCUCCGAGGCCAUCCUCAGCCUCCUCCUCUGGGGACGGGGUCAAGUGGGAGUGGGGGGGCUGUGGAGAUGACGUGGAGUUCGGAUACGAAAAGUCAAAACAGUUUAUGGAUGCCAAGAGGAGAAGGGGCAAGAGUGACAUCAGGACACUUGUUGACCUACACAACAACGAGGCUGGGCGGCUGGCAGUGAAGCUCUACAUGCGGACAGAGUGCAAGUGCCACGGACUGUCUGGCUCAUGCACCUUGCGUACGUGCUGGAAGAAGAUGCCUCAUUUCCGGGAGGUGGGCGACCGCUUGCUGGAGCGCUUCAAUGGCGCCUCCAAAGUGAUGGGCGGCAACGAUGGCAAGACUCUGAUCCCCGUCGGCCAGAACAUAAAGCCGCCAGACAAGCAGGAUCUGAUCUACUCUGACGAGUCGCCGGAUUUCUGUGUCGCAAAUAGAAAAACUGGUUCACUGGGGACAAAGGGUCGAAUGUGCAACAGCACAGCCAUGGACAUCAGCGGCUGCGACCUGCUGUGCUGCGAGCGCGGCUACCGGGAGGAAACAGUGGCGUUUGAGGAGAACUGUCUGUGUCGUUUCCACUGGUGUUGUGUGGUCCAGUGCAAGAAAUGCUUGGUACGAAAAGAGCUUAGUCUCUGUCACUGAUGAACUUCUGAACUGAGGUUGAGUUCUGUCAAUAUGACUUGGUUGAUCUGAGAACUUCUGUUACUUUUUUGUGGUUUUUGAUCUAGCGUGAGAGAAGGACUUUCAUUGUGUUACUUCUGCUCCUGUUUUUGCACCAGUCACACUCAGAGUAUGCCCAAAAAUGUUCAUUUCAAACAACUGUUGAUCCCUUUUGAUGCUUGCCAAGGGUUCACUGGGUGCAGAAAGCAGUCACUUGAGAAUAAAAGACAAGAGGGGCUGUAAGAAGCAAACAAAAAGUGGAUGGAGAACUUUUUCUUUCUGAACUACCUAUUUUUGUACAUGAAAAAGGACCAAAGAUUUUGAAGUUUUCCCAUCUCUUUAAGGAGGCCUUCAUGUGGCACAUGGUUCAAUACCACCACCAGAUCAGUAGCUUGUCAAUUUUUCAUAGUUAAAUCUGUUUGCUGUUUUGAAAAUGCAAAGCUUUACAGGCUGGUGACACCAGUUGCAGUAAUGAGCUGUGUCCCAGUGCAGGGGUAGUAUCCUCUGAGGGACCCAGCCUUUGUAGGCUGUGUGGACUACUCGGGUCAAACUGAAGUGAGAGGGUCUGGCCUAUGGAGGAUUUCCAGCAUUUCCCGCCCUUAUCCUUGCAUCCCAAUGCACAGCUCACAGUCCACAGCUGGUGUCUAGCAAAAGCAAACUAACUGGCUAACUAGCUUGCAAAGCUAGCAUUACAUAACUUAACCAUCACAAUCCUCAUCGAAAACACAAUUUCAAAUUUCAAGGCAUCUUUAUUUUUUUAACCUUUCUAUUAGGCUACCUGCUGUUUCAUUGAGUUGAGUCCAAAUACUAAUACCUACCAGUGCAUUACUCCGCCGCUUGAAACUCUGCCAUCUCUUUGAAUUAAUUUGGCACACAAAGUAACGUUGCUCUGCCAAGGAUUCACCUGAUGCAUCCUUAGCAGCCUGGGAAAAGUUGGAUGUUAGCUGCAUUUGAAAGACACUUCGAAAUGGGACAGCCUUUGAUAAAUUUAAACUUCAGUGCGCCUUUCAAAGGACGUAUCGCCUGAACUGAGAUACAGCUAGAACGUCUAAUUUGGCUGUUAACUAAGCCCUCUCUUCUAUUAAUACAUCCUGUUUCCACCCCUGUCAAACUUUAACUUCCCCCAUAACAAGUGCUAGAAAAGUCAUUCAAGAUGACAGGUCUUCUUUAGAUGGAUCCCAGAUGUUAUCAGUGUGUAUGGGUAUUGUUUUGUCUAUAGUAUUAAAUUGGGCAUGCUAACACUGGCAGCUUAAUAAGAGUGAGCCCUGUUUUAUCCAUUUAUACUUAAACAUGUCUGGGAUAUUUAAACGGCUUACACGCCCACUUUCAUUCAAGCUAUUACUUUAAUAAUAGUAAUUAUUAUUAUCAUUAUCAUAAUUAUUAUUAUUACUUUAAUUAUACAAAUUAUUACUUUUACAUUAACCCCAUGAAAAAAAGCCAGGUUAUGUAUUGCGCAACUAUAAUUGGACGAUGUUGUUCAGGGGAGGGGCCUAGUGGGUCGUCACAUGUUCAUUGGCUGCUAAUCUCCAGGGGUGACACUGACUAUUAUGACACCUUUUGAGCCUGUAGAGAAAUAUUAAGUUUGCUGUACCAUGAUAGAAACAUCAACGGUCACACUUUUGGCCCGAAUUCUAGUCCUUCAUUCUUACCUUGGACAUGUUUUCAGAGAAUGACUGUCACCAUAAAAUGUAACAGCGCAACCGUUUUGUCAUGCUUUUGUAUUCACAGUAAUCAGAGCACCUUUGCAUUGUGAUGAUUGAUGUCUUUCUCCUUGCUAAACUAAAUGCUGCUUUGCUGUACAUUUUCUACAAGCACACCCCAUACAAAACGAUUCUGGUCUUGAAUACACACACAAAAAGGGAAAUGGUAUAUCAUUUGAAGAAUGCUGUUGGCGCUAUCUUCUGCAGCUGUGCCAGCAAAGACUGUUAUUUAUAUAAAGAUAUGACAACAAGACUACUCACUUCCAUCUCUCUCUGAAGCACUUUGGAUACAACGACUGCCGCGGACCUCCUCAGUAGCUUGGCAAAUCAAACCUUCACAGCUGUCUGUUUGAAUUCAGACAUUACUCGGUAUCACGAAAUGUAAAUAAUGUAUUUUGUUUAUCUGUGAUGUUAUACAGGGCUAAUGUAAUAAUGCACUUUGGAUGUUAGCUUUCAUGUGAUACUGUAUAAGCAUGUGUGAGUGUGUGUGUGAGUGUGUGUGUGCGUGUGGGUGUGUGUAUGUCUGAAAGAAACUAUUAAGGAUGUGUUUUUGCAGGUUGGCCAGUUACCACAGUAUAAUUCAGUCAGCAGUACUUUCUAUAUAACUUAAAGUUGCUGUCUGAUGUUAAACUUCAUUUUAUUGGUUAUUAAAAGCACAGUUCUCUUUGACUCUCUGUCUCAGUGUGAGGCAGACAAGAUCUUCUGUUUGUUGCUUGUUUUCCGGGGAAGUGUGUUCCCCAUAAAUCAUAAAUCAUGUCAUCUCAUUUACACUGAAGUUUUAUUACCAGACAGUGUAUACUUUACAACGCUGCUUCCCCCUUGUUCUGUUAAGGCUGCUUGUCUUGGAGGAUCUUAUCUUUUCUAAAAGGACUCAGAAUCACUCUGCUCUAAACUGAAAGUCAGUGUAGUCAAUGAUUCAGGAAGCUAUCAUGACUCAGAUCUGACAGUUCCAAGUAAUGACAAAUACAAAGUGGUAGUGAGUAACAUGUGUUAGGAUAGCGUCAUUACAGACAGUUUCUCCCUUGCAGCUCAAAACUGUGUAAAACAUUACUUAGUUUUGUAACAUAGUUUAACAACCUUUCAUGCUUGCAUCUAUCAUUAUAAAAAGUGAUAACACUAUUUUGGGUUCUUGAAUUUCUAAUGCAUUUAAGACAUGAUCGUCUGUCUUUGAUAUGGACCCUAUAUUUUUUUGCAGAUAUCAUGUGCAGAUCCAGAAUGGUACCACAGGACAAAGUAACACUAUUAUUACGCAGCAUUUGUACACAAUUGCAAAGUUAAGUCUUUCAACAGCAAAGUGACUUUAAUGAUAUGAAAUAAUACAACUACCACACACAAUGGUAACAAGUAACUCUAGGAUGUAUAUGAUAUGAUACAACAAUAAAUCCACUAAUGUUAUGAUGGCAUGGUUUUCACUUGGUUACUGAAGGUGUGUAUUUGACUUAAGAUGGUAAAGACCUCAAAAACAAAGUAUCAUCAACAGGGCUUUCUAAUUAUGUGAUCAUAUCUAUCUCUUAAAUUAAGAUAGGCAUGAUUAAAUGUUCAUUUCCAUAUCCGUGCAUGUUCUGAAUACCGUCUUGAUAUAUUUUUUGACCCUAACCAAGUUUGGCUUGAGCCAACAAAAGAUGAGUAAAAGGAAGAACAACAGAAAUGUAUUCCUACCUUAAUGUAAUAAUACUUUUGGUUGAGAGAAUCAUUAUGUAACACUUUCUGAAGCAGUCAGAGUUCCUUUAAGGAGUUUUUUUCAUGUUGUAAAAAAACAGACUGAUGUUGGUAAUGAUAUCUUUCUAUGGCCUACGAAAUUAAACCAGAAUAUUUGCAACACGAUUGAUUCAUACUUUGCAAUUUGGUGCACAAGAUGCACUUUUGAUUCCUUUUUGGGAUGUAAAAAGUGAGUUGCAUCCUAUACCUUGAUGGUAUGACCAAUACACCAAUGCAAAAUGCAAAGAGGUGUUUUAUGGUGUUACGUUUUUUUACCCAGAAGAUUGUGCAAAGCUAAAGCAGACCAAUCGAGUGGCGCCACUUUCACCCUCAUUAGGUCAUAAUAAUGUAUUUAGAGGAAAUUGUGGUUUAUUACUAAUUGAAUAAACCUUAUGUAGUGCUGGUUUGAUUGAAAAGACUUCUAAAUUUAUACAAGUGACCAUCGGGGGGUGACGCAAGUCUUGGCAAAUUGGGCAGUGGGUCGAACCGUAUCUCACAACUAUCAACUUUACCACAAAUACCAUAAGGGUAGCUUGCAUGGUGGCAAUAACAGACAAUGCUAGACAGUGCUACAAAUCUGCAGAGAAACUACAAUUGCUGAAUGCAGUCAGAGUCUUCACAUAGGUACACAGUUUAACCCCUUUUCCACUGAGAGCCACCUAAAAACAGACUGAGUUUAUACACUAGUGAGACUUUAUUCUGACAUUUUAAUACUUAUUUUCAACACAUGUAAACCCAAUGGUGGCUGGGCAUCACACAUAUUGAUGGGCAGCAUCCAACAGAAACAGCCUUUGUAUUCCAUGACAAAGAUAUACUGCUUUGUCCACAGGGGGGCGCCAAAAUCGCCACAGCCCAAAAAGUUACUCACAGGUGCUUUAAGUGUCAGCCAAUUACUAAUGCAGCCCAUCUUUGGCCAACCUGCUGGUGUAAACGAACAACUUCACUUUCCACAGGUGUUCAUGAAUUUAUCAGUUUGUUAUCUAUUGGGAAGUGUUUUGUUAUUUUCUUCUUUUGUAAGUUUGUUUUUUUCAUAAAUCAUUUCAUAUCCGGAUGUCGGUUUUUCAUUUAGCCUAAAACUUUGUGACUCACAUUCAAAACCCUAUGCAAAUAAAAAGAAAAACAG
Molecule: messenger RNA, 6189 nt
Organism: Notolabrus celidotus (New Zealand spotty)
Lineage: Eukaryota; Metazoa; Chordata; Actinopteri; Labriformes; Labridae
Gene: wnt6b
Product: wingless-type MMTV integration site family, member 6b
Exons: 4
Coding region: 583-1650 (355 amino acids)
Biological process (GO): canonical Wnt signaling pathway; multicellular organism development; cell fate commitment
Cellular component (GO): extracellular region
Molecular function (GO): frizzled binding; cytokine activity
Source: RefSeq, a predicted model, not a curated record